Histoplasma mississippiense is the source of this 978-nucleotide messenger RNA. RefSeq lists its product with no specific name. The record is from RefSeq and is a predicted model, not a curated record. Bases 1 to 978 code for a protein of 325 amino acids. Lineage: Eukaryota; Fungi; Ascomycota; Eurotiomycetes; Onygenales; Ajellomycetaceae. The transcript is spliced from 3 exons.
AUGGAGAUUGAAGCCUCUCUACCACCACCACAAGUGAGAUUUGAUAAAAUCUGUUAUGGCCCUUAUAAGCUACGAAGAAGCUGCGAAAUAACAAGAAGAAGUCCUCAAACACCGGAGGCACAACAAGAAGGACUGGACGCAGGUCUACCAACACCUGCAACCAACAGAAAGGUGAUUGCCCCAGGGGCAUUUGAACCUGACGAGACAAUCGAAGAAGAAUCGAACGAGUCGAAUAUCGAAUACGAAGACCCAAUUAACGACAACGAGAUCUCGGAUAACGCGGGUGGCUCUGGUAGCCGUGAUGAUGUGAGUGAGGAAACUCACAUGAGAUUGGAGAUCGCGAGACUCCAGCAUGAAGUCCAACAGAUGAAAGCAAGUAGAGGUGAACCCUCUGCUAGUGAUGAGAACAUUAGUGCAGAUUUAGCAAACUAUCUGCAGAGAAAAGGCAGAACAUCUGCUAUUGUGAAGAUUCUUAAUGAAUUCCGUGAUCAAGUGAGGUCCAUAAGGAAGCCAGUUGUACUGACUGGAUCUGGAAACUACUCCAUGUGGAAAGAGGAGAUCCUCCUCGCAGCGAGGCAAUCUGAGACCGAUGAUAUCCUUGAGGAGAAGCAAACUGGCCCUGAUGAUAACGCCAGCACUGAUAUGCAACGAUUUUGGAAAGAACGCAAUGUGUGGCUAUACAACUACAUAUGGUCCUCAGUUGCUCCACAGGCGAAAUCUCAUUUUACUGUGCCCAAGGAUUCUGAACUAUCUGCAUAUUCUCUAUGGUCUAUCAUAGAAGACAACUUCGCUGAGAGGCCUGCUGUUCUGAGGACAAGGUUGUACAAAGAGAUGACAAGCAUGACAGCCAAGUCAAAGGGUUCUGAUCGCGCGUUUAUUGAACGCUUGAUUGCCAUAAGGACUGACUAUAUCCGCCUAGGAUAUAAGGUCGAAGAUUUCAUGUUUUUUGACUGCCUACUUACUGGUAUGAGGCAAUGA